CGCUCGCUCCCGUAGUCAAGUGUAAGCGCACCCGACAAGUGUGGACACACACACACACACACACACACUGAGUGAAGAUGGCGAUGAGAGCAGCGCUGCGGUGCCUCUCUGCAAACUUUUCUCCCAGACUGCCUCACCUCUCGUCGGCAGCGCAGCUUUCAGCGACUCGGCUGCUGUGGAGGAGCGACUCUCCGCGGACACUGAGCACGACCUCGGCCCUGUCCACAGCCCUAAAGUUCACAGAUAAGCACGAGUGGGUGCGAGUGGAAGGUGGAAUUGGCACAGUGGGUAUCAGCAACUAUGCUCAGGAAGCAUUAGGCGAUGUGGUUUACUGUGGACUUCCUGAAAUUGGCCAAAGUCUUGAGCAGCUGGAGGAGUUUGGUGCCUUGGAAAGCGUAAAGGCUGCCAGUGAGCUCUACUCACCACUGACGGGAGAAGUCACUGAAAUCAACACAGAGCUGGCAGAAAACCCCGGACUGGUGAAUAAAGCCUGCUAUGCAGAGGGGUGGCUAAUCAAGAUGACGAUUGCAAAACCUGAAGAACUGGACAGCCUCAUGGAUCAAGCUGCGUAUGAUAAAUUUAUUAAGUCACUUGAAGAAUAAAUGAAUGAACUGACUGCGCUGUUUUUAUAAUGUCAUUGCAAUCAAAGAUUAGUAGGCAGGGUUACUAACAUCUUGUGUGACACUCUUUCUUAUCUGUGGUAUUUAUUUUGAUACUGGAAAUGUGCUAUCAAAAUAAUUAGAAAUCCCCAGUAACAUCUUCCACUUAGGUUAGGAUUUGUUUAGCUACUAGCCAACCCAAAGGGCUCAUAAUGUCGAGAUCUGUCUGUAAACGCGUUUCUUGUGCUUUGCUCCUCGUGCACAAACCUGGUAAAAGACUACAAAGUUAUUGUAAAAGCUGUGUCACAUUCAUUUAAUAAAAUUUAGUCCUUACAA
Molecule: messenger RNA, 935 nt
Organism: Plectropomus leopardus (leopard coralgrouper)
Lineage: Eukaryota; Metazoa; Chordata; Actinopteri; Perciformes; Serranidae
Gene: gcshb
Product: glycine cleavage system protein H (aminomethyl carrier), b
Biological process (GO): glycine decarboxylation via glycine cleavage system; protein lipoylation
Cellular component (GO): cytoplasm; glycine cleavage complex; mitochondrion
Source: RefSeq, a predicted model, not a curated record